Elephantulus edwardii (Cape elephant shrew) is the source of this 972-nucleotide messenger RNA. It is a transcript of the gene ZNF77, whose product is annotated as zinc finger protein 77. NCBI's taxonomy places the organism in Eukaryota, Metazoa, Chordata, Mammalia, Macroscelidea, Macroscelididae. The coding region runs from base 1 to 972 and encodes 323 amino acids. Gene Ontology annotation, biological process: regulation of transcription by RNA polymerase II. Gene Ontology annotation, cellular component: nucleus. The transcript is spliced from 5 exons. Gene Ontology annotation, molecular function: DNA-binding transcription factor activity, RNA polymerase II-specific; RNA polymerase II cis-regulatory region sequence-specific DNA binding. The record is from RefSeq and is a predicted model, not a curated record.
AUGAGAUAUUUAAAAAAGCACGUGAAUAUACACAGUGGAGAGAAACCCUACGAAUGUCAGCUGUGUGGUAAACGCUUCGUCUGUCCCAGUUACUGUCAAAAACAUGUGAAAAUGCACAAUGGGGAGAAACCCUAUAAAUGCACCCAGUGUGGGAAAGCCUUCACGGCUCUUUCAUACUUUGAAAGUCACAGAAGAAUUCACACUGGCGAGAGACCCUUUGUAUGUAAACAGUGUGGGAAAACUUUCAAUUGGUCCACCUCCUUACAGGUGCAUAUGAGAACACACUCUGAUGAGAAAUCCUAUGAAUGUAACCAGUGUGGAAAGAUGUUCAUACACUCCUUCUCGCUGAAACUGCACUUACGGCGGCACAGUGGAGUGAAGCCCUACGAGUGUAAGGAGUGUGGGAAAGCCUUCAGUUGUCCCUCAUACUUUCGAGAGCACGUGAGAAUGCACACUGGAGAGAAACCCUAUGAGUGUAAGUAUUGCUGGAGAGCCUUCAGCUUUUACUCCUCCCUGCAAGAGCAUGAGAGAACUCACACUGGUGAGAAGCCCUACAAAUGCAAGCAGUGUGGGAAAGCCUUCACCUGGCCAACCUCCUUACGCUUACACAUGAGGACACACUCUAAUGAGAAGCCGUACGAGUGUAAGCAGUGGCCUGGUGACAACGACUGCUACGGGUGGCUCCCCUCCUCUGGACACGGAGAGCGCGCAUUGGACCCCGCGCCGCACACCGGGACGAGAGCGCGCAUUGGACCCCGCGCCGCACACCGGGACGAGAGCGCGCAUUGGACCCCCGAGCACGCAUUAGCCCCCAGAGCGCACACCGGGCCCCGAGAGCGCGCGGUGGACCCCAAGAGGGCGGCGGCUGGCCACCGGCUCCUCAGGACAGAAGCCCUUGCGGCAGGCUGCGCGGCGAGGGGCGUGGAUCGCGCGGGGUCUCGCGAGAACAGGAGCCGAGCCCGAGCCGCCUGA